AAAAAACUGUUUGCUUACUGUGAUUCUGUAGUAUCUUGGUUCCACUAUUUUUCCAUCCGUACCUCUUUCAGGCUUCAUUUUUUUGGUGUAACUGUGCCUAUCCAAAUCCAAAUCCAAAUCAGUAAAACCACCGCUCGGACCAGCAAAAGGAACAUCCCGCACCUUGAUAUUGGAUCGGACGGUCCGUAGUGUACCUUGGAAAUUAAAUUUCUUAGAAAACUUAGGGGAUCCACGUUGCUCGAAGGGCCCGUGUUUUCUCACCAUUGCUGAUUCCAAGGGGGGCGAACAACGAACCAACCAAGGCUGAGCCGCUGAGGUCUUCGCAAAUUGAGUCCCGUUUCGAGAAGCCCCAAGGAUCACUAUUUACUGGGAUCGAUAAUUCCUCGAUAAUCUCUCCCCAUCCCGCGCCCCUAACAUGGAGGCCGAUAUCAGAGCCGCUAUUCCGGAUAUCGAUCCUGUUGUCUCCGAAUAUUCGGUAGGCUAUCUUAGACAUGCAUCCACCGCGUGGGUCGGCGAUGAGGAAUCCUCAGGUCUGUCGCCGCUUGCCGAGGCUGCUGCUGCUAUCACUGAGCUCCUUCUGUCCGCUUCCGGUGAUGAGGCUGGGUCCAACCAGGAAAAGAUUCGUUCCCUAGUCUCGAAGUGGGUUGACAAGUAUGAGGAAGCUAACAGCGGCAAUGGUGAAAGACGAGGGCCGUCCGCUGUGAGGCGACUAGACCAGGCUAUCCAGGUCGGCGCCCAACGAAAUAUGUCCUCCACCCUAGCCGUAGCUACCGGCAGCAUUGAUCUAGAAUCUGCCAACAGUCGUAAGGUAGAAUCUAAGGUUGAUCGAAAGAAGCUCGAGAAAGCCGAGCGUAAAAUCGCCGCCAAGCAGAGCAAGAAGCAGUUCAAGACGGUUGAGUAUGAAGCUUCUAGACUGCUCAACCAGCCCGAGGACGCUCAGAGCUAUGAAGAGUUUUACAUGGCUGUUAACCCCUUACAGCUUGGCUCUGGCAGCGGUGCCGGCAAGACCAAGGAUAUCAAACUUGAAAAUAUUGAUGUUGGUAUUGGUGGUACCCGUAUCCUAACGGACACGGAUUUGACGCUGGCAUAUGGACACCGAUAUGGUCUGGUUGGUCACAACGGUGUUGGUAAAUCUACGCUACUCAGGGCGCUCUCGAGGCGAGAGUUACCAGUACCUACUCAUAUCUCCAUUCUUCACGUCGAACAAGAGAUUACCGGUGAUGACACAACCGCCUUACAGGCCGUCUUGGAUGCCGAUGUUUGGCGAAAGGUGUUACUCAAAGAGCAAACGGAAAUAACAGCUCGUCUUGCCGAUAUUGAGUCACAACGAUCGUCUAUGGCAGAUACUUCGGCAGAUGCUGCGAAGUUGGAUCAUGACCGUGAAGCUCUUGACCAGAAAUUGGGAGAAAUCCAGGCCAAGUUGGCCGAGAUGGAAUCAGACAAGGCAGAAUCCAGAGCUGCUAGUAUCUUGGCAGGUUUAGGUUUCUCCCCUGAGCGCCAGCAAUUCGCAACCAAGACAUUUUCUGGUGGUUGGCGUAUGCGUCUGGCUCUAGCUAGGGCGCUUUUCUGCGAGCCUGAUCUACUACUUCUCGACGAACCGUCUAACAUGUUGGAUGUUCCUUCAAUCACUUUCCUUUCCAACUACCUUCUCACAUAUCCGAGCACUGUCCUGGUAGUCAGUCACGACAGAGCUUUCCUAAACGAAGUGGCGACAGAUAUCAUACAUCAGCACUCGAUGAGGCUCGAUUACUACAGGGGAGCUAACUUCGAGUCCUUCUACGCCACCCGAGAGGAGCGUAAGAAGACUGCGAAGCGAGAGUACGAAAAUAACGUGGCGCAGCGCGCUCACUUGCAGGCUUUCAUCGACAAGUUCCGAUACAAUGCUGGCAAGGCUGCCGAAGCACAGUCGCGUAUCAAAAAGCUGGAGCGUAUGCCUAUUCUGGAGCCUCCAGAGACAGAAUAUAGUGUCAAGUUCAAAUUCCCAGAAGUGGAGAAGUUGUCACCUCCGAUUGUUCAGAUGUCAGGAGUCACAUUCGGAUAUACCGAAGACAACAUUCUAUUGCGAAACGUGGAUCUAGAUGUACAGUUAGAUUCACGAAUUGGUAUUGUAGGACCCAACGGUGCGGGUAAAACUACUAUCCUUAAGCUGCUCAUCGGCAAGCUAUCGCCGACCAAGGGUAUCAUCCAACAGAACUCGCGCCUGCGUAUCGGCUUCUUCGCGCAGCACCACGUCGACGCGCUCGACCUGACCAUGAGCGCCGUUAGCUUCAUGGCUAAGACGUACCCUGGUCGCACGGACGAGGAGUAUCGCCGUCAACUUGGCGCGUUUGGCAUCACGGGCACAACGGGUCUACAGAAGAUGUCAGUCCUAUCCGGAGGUCAGAAGUCUAGGGUCGCGUUCGCGUGCCUGGCCCUCACGCAGCCGCACAUCUUAGUUCUGGACGAGCCGUCUAACCAUCUCGAUAUCGAGGCCAUGGACGCCUUGUCCGAUGCGCUGCGCGAGUUCCAGGGAGGUGUGCUUAUGGUUUCCCACGACGUGACUAUGUUGCAGACCGUAUGUACGAGCUUGUGGGUUUGCGAAAACGGAACCGUCUGGAAGUUCCCCGGCGAUGUCCAGGCGUACAAGAAGAGGAUCACGGCGCAGGCGGAUGCUGCGGGUGUGGUGAAGGCGCAUUAAAGGAGGAAAAAAAAAAAAAAAAAAAAAAA
Molecule: messenger RNA, 2706 nt
Organism: Daldinia caldariorum
Lineage: Eukaryota; Fungi; Ascomycota; Sordariomycetes; Xylariales; Hypoxylaceae
Product: P-loop containing nucleoside triphosphate hydrolase protein
Exons: 3
Coding region: 416-2677 (753 amino acids)
Molecular function (GO): ATP hydrolysis activity; ATP binding
Source: RefSeq, a predicted model, not a curated record